Messenger RNA from Elgaria multicarinata webbii, 1889 nucleotides. It is a transcript of the gene DUSP1, whose product is annotated as dual specificity phosphatase 1. Gene Ontology annotation, molecular function: protein tyrosine/threonine phosphatase activity; MAP kinase tyrosine/serine/threonine phosphatase activity; MAP kinase tyrosine phosphatase activity. Gene Ontology annotation, cellular component: cytoplasm; nucleus. NCBI's taxonomy places the organism in Eukaryota, Metazoa, Chordata, Lepidosauria, Squamata, Anguidae. Bases 295 to 1404 code for a protein of 369 amino acids. The record is from RefSeq and is a predicted model, not a curated record. The transcript has 4 exons. Gene Ontology annotation, biological process: endoderm formation; negative regulation of p38MAPK cascade; protein dephosphorylation.
AACAAGCCAGCCAAGCGCUGAAUAAACCAGCAAGAAGCACAAGCAGCGCCACGAGGCUGCCCAGGAACAAGAGCAAAGUUCGAACAAGUAGCAGCCGCUGCGUUUUCUUCGCUUUCCAGGCACCUUUGGGAUACAGGCACGAGGAAUCAGUAACAAGGGGCUUACUUGGCCCGUGGACGAAAAGCGCGAAGCCCACCCGCGAGAAGACAAAAGGAGGGGGGUCCCCGAACGCCGCCGCUGGUCGUGAUCUCUUCCCUGUCUUCCGCGCUGCCUUCCGCCCGGCUGCCCCAAGCGAUGGUCAACAUGCAAGUGUGCGCCCUGGAUCCCGAGGCGCUGCGCGGGCUGCUCCAAGACCGCGCCUUGCAGUGCCUGGUGCUGGACUGCCGCUCCUUCUUCUCCUUCAACUCCUCGCACGUCGGCGGCUCCUGUAACGUCCGCCUCAGCACCAUCGUCCGGCGGCGGGCCAAGGGCGCAAUGGGCCUGGAGCACAUCCUGCCCAACGAGGAGGCGCGCGCUCGCCUGCUCAGGGGGCUCUACCACGCCGUGGUGUUGCUGGACGAGCGCAGCGCCGACCUGGAGGCGCCCAAGCGGGAUAGCACCCUCAUGCUGGCGCUGAACACCUUGUGCAGGGAAGCCCGCGACACCCGCAUCUGCUUCCUCAAGGGAGGAUAUGAUGCUUUCUCUUCUGCUUGCCCAGAGCUGUGCACAAAGCCAUCUGCUCCGAAGGGCCUGACCCUGCCGCUCAGCACCAACAACAUGCCUGGCAGCGCAGAUUCAAACUGCAGCUCCUGUGGGACCCCUCUCUAUGAUCAGGGUGGCCCAGUGGAAAUCUUGCCUUUCCUGUAUUUGGGCAGUGCCUAUCAUGCUUCCAGGAAAGAUAUGCUAGACGCUUUGGGCAUCACAGCCUUGAUCAAUGUUUCUGCAAACUGCCCGAAUCAUUUCGAGGGGCACUAUCAGUACAAAAGCAUCCCCGUGGAGGACAACCACAAAGCUGACAUCAGCUGCUGGUUUAACGAGGCCAUUGACUUCAUAGACUCUGUUAAACGUGACGGUGGGCGAGUGUUUGUUCACUGCCAAGCCGGCAUCUCCCGCUCUGCGACCAUCUGCCUCGCUUACCUUAUGAGGACCAACCGAGUCAAACUGGACGAAGCCUUUGAGUUUGUGAAGCAGAGAAGGAGUAUCAUCUCUCCCAACUUCAGCUUCAUGGGGCAGCUGCUGCAGUUCGAGUCCCAAGUCCUUGCUCCAAACUGCUCAGCAGAGGCUGGGAGCCCUGCCAUGUCUGCCUUGGACAGGGGAGCAUCCACUACGACUGUCUUUAACUUCCCAGUCUCCAUCCCUGUCCACUCUGCUUCCAGUGCACUAAGCUACCUUCAGAGCCCCAUUACCACCUCUCCCAGUUGCUGAAAGGCAGGUGCAAGCUGACCCUGUACACACUCAAAAGACUUGACACUCUUGCUGUUACCUGACAAGUGCAAUAACUUUGGGGAGGGGCAGGUAUAUUAGCUCUCACAGGUCUCCCUUCCAUCGCAGCUAUAGAGCAAUACAGAAUCACCAGCACAGAUUGGCAUAUCUGACUCCAGAAAGCAAAGCUCUUUCUGCUAGAUGGUCUUGGCUGAGAUGCAUUUUUGACCAAUGUUUGGAUACCUAUACAAAGGAGAAAAAGCACAUGGGACAUUGCUUUCUACUCCUGAAAUAUUCCUCUUACAGUUUUCUGUCUGUGUCAGUCUGUUUCAGUAGCAAAUAUGACAGUAUUCUCGUUCCCUGGGUGUACUGGGCUACAGUAACACUGUCCUCCCUGUACAUGAAAAGUCCUGAUAUUUAUUUAUUUUUUUAUGGUGUUACUGCAUUUGUGUGUUCUGCCAUUUUAAGUCUGAAGUUUCAUUUUCUUU